Oreochromis niloticus (Nile tilapia) is the source of this 5567-nucleotide messenger RNA. RefSeq lists its product as uncharacterized. The record is from RefSeq and is a predicted model, not a curated record. The transcript has 7 exons. The coding region runs from base 3121 to 4671 and encodes 516 amino acids. NCBI's taxonomy places the organism in Eukaryota, Metazoa, Chordata, Actinopteri, Cichliformes, Cichlidae.
UAUAAAUAAAUUAGAAUCCAAGUAAUUGUAAUUUUAGAAGUUUUCGAAUGUGACAAAUACAUAAUGUUAUUUCAAAUUACAACGGUGUAACGUUUUGGCGGUUUUCCGUGGGGGACAACAUUUCCCAUAAUGCAUUGUAUUCUUGCCCGGGAAGUUGACGGUGGCAGUUCUAGCUUCAUGCGUUUGAACUUUCUACUGUCCGUUUCUACCGGUUGUCGUAUUCGCCGGUAAUGCACGUGCGUAUUAUAUCAGACUGCAAAGAGCGCUACAGAGAGUCAACAUUUCACCAGUUGUCAGUGGGGGUGAAGUUGGCCCAAUGGAGUGGAAAUGCAAGUUGUGUUCUGCAACUUCAAAUACUCGGGGACAAUUAUUUUGGCACUACACUGUAUUGCAUACCCAAUAUUCACGAGUGUCCCCCCUGCCAUGUCUCUAUGACAGUUGCAUUUGUACUUUUCCAUCAUUCGAGGCAAUGAAAGCUCAUCUGUCAAGAUCACAUAAUGAUUCACAUAGAGUUGAUGCAACUGAAGGAGCAUGUGGUUGUUUUAUAUGUCCUUUGUGUAACUUCACACAGCCCUUUUCUGAGGGAAUUCUGUUUGGUCAUUUGAGAAGUCAUUUACGAAGUCAUGAGAUGGUACCAUGCCCAUUCAAAAACUGUAAUUACAGAACAAAUAGUUACUCAGCAUUUAAUGCACACAAAAGUAGAAAACAUAGUGGUGAUUCAGGCUUUGGUGAAUGUGUUGUAUUGGCAUACAACGAUAGCGCCCCAGAGCUAGUUGCAGCAGAAAGUCUUCGGGAACCUGCUGAAACUCACAGUCCAGGGUCUGCAGACACAUUUGAUCUCGAUGAGAUAAACAGUCAGUGUGACCCAGACAUGUUAAAGGCCCAGCUGAACCAUAACUUGGCAUCGUUAUUUCUAAAGAUGCAAUCUAUUCUUCAUGUGUCAGACAUGGCAUCUCAGGAAAUAGUGGAACAUUUGACUCAGAUAUUUUUAUUGUCCCAACCGAUACUCAAACAUGACAUCAGAGAGGUCUUAGAGAGUCAUGAUAUCACUGUCAGUGAAGCAAUUCUAAAUGAGGCUGUCAGUACUGUUAUGGACUGCAAUGUUAUUGUCAGUGCCACAGCUAAGGGGAAGCAGUUAUCCUCAACCAAGAGAAGGAAAACCUUCAUUGAAAAUAAUUACCCUGUGGUAAAGCCUGUACAGUAUCUGCUACAGCCAGGACACACAGCAGUACAUGUUCCCAUUCUCAAAAUGAUACAAAAAAUCUUCAGUCAUACAGAUAUUCUUGAUAAAAUUAAAGAAACAAAGGUAGCACAAAACGGUGUCUAUGUAAGCCACCAAGAUGGUUUGUACUUCAAAGAGAACACAUUCUUGUCUUCAGAUGAGUUCAAAAUAACACUAAUUUUGUACAUUGAUGAUUUGGAGAUAGCCAAUCCACUUGGCACAUCGCGCAAAAUACACAAAAUCUGUUCAGUAUACUGGAUGCUUGCUGAUCUUCCCAGUAAAUACCGAUCAGCCUUGCAUGUGAUUCAGCUUGCUGCUUUAUGUAAAGUGGCUGACAUCCAGACAUUUGGGUAUGAAAAAGCACUUGGUCCUUUGUUGAGAGACCUCCGUACCCUUGAACAAGAUGGGAUAUUCAUUGAGUCUAUUGGUAAGGUAGUUCAAGGAACAGUCAUGUGUGUGGUGUGUGACAAUCUUGCAGCCCAUGAGUUGGCAGGCUUUUCAAAGUCUUUUAGAGCAGAACACUUUUGCAGGUUCUGCAAUGCAACACAAGUUAAACUUCAGACUCAUGAAGUUGCAAGCGGCGAGUUCAGUCUUAGGACAAAAGACAGCCAUAAUAGUGAUGUGCAUGCCGUAAUGCAUGGGGUCAGUCGGAGUCAAAAUGGUGUUCAGGCAGAUUGUGUCCUGAGACAGCAACUAGAGCAUUUUCAUACUGUCACUGGCUUUCCACCUGAUGCCCUCCAUGAUCUUUUGGAGGGCAUUGUGCCCACAGAGCUCGCCCUGUGUAUUGGAGAGAUGAUCCGUCGCAAAUACUUCACCCUUGAAUAUUUGAAUGACAGAAUUCUGUCAUUUCCCUACCAAGGAACAGACAAGCUUGAGAAACCUCAUAAAAUACCACAGAGCUUUGCUUUAAAGAAAAGCAUUGGUGGUAAUGGCCAUGAAAAUGCCACAUUGCUUAGACUGCUCCCUUUGAUUAUUGGAAAUGCUGUUCCUGAAGAGGAUGGGAUAUGGACUGUGCUAAUGGACUUAAAAGAGGUAGUAGAGUUAUCACUGUCCUCAGAAUUCACAGAGGAGUCCAUCCAGUAUUUACAGUCGAAGAUCCAAGAUCAUAGACAGAUGCUGAAAGAAGCCUUUCCAGAUUUCAAACUCCGUCCUAAGCAUCACUACAUUGAACACUAUCCUGACCUUAUACGUCUUUUUGGGCCCCUUGUACACUUGUGGACAAUGAGGUUUGAGGGAAAACACAGUUUUUUCAAGAGAGUUGUACACGAUACACAAAACUUUAAAAAUGUGUUAAAAACACUCGCCGACAGGCAUCAGUACCUGGUAGCAUUUCAUCUCAGUGCCUCAGGAUUCUUCAGACCUCACCAGCAAGCAUCAAAUGUCUCCUCUGUACUGGUAUCAAUGCUUCCAGAUGUUGCAAAGACGUAUGUUAAACAAAUAACAGCAAGCAAUGUUAUUUACAGCACAUCAAAGAUCUGUAUUGAUGGAACUGAUUAUAAUGUAGGAAUGUUUUUGUCUGUUGGACAAGAGGGAGGACUGCCUAAGUUCUGUAGAAUUGAACAGGUUCUCCUGGUUAAUAGUAGUGUUGUCUUUCUUUGCCAAAGGCACAUAUCGCACUACAUUGAACACCUGAGAUCUUACGAACUUUUCCCAAAUAAUCUGGCUGUUCACACCCCAUCAGAGCUAAAUGACAAAACACCUCUCUGUGCUUACAACGUAGAUGGAAGAUUGCUCUUGACACCAAAACGUUUCAUAUUAUUACAGUGAAGAUUUGUUGAAGCAGGUUAACAGCUGACUUCAACAUUCUCUUGGAGCUGUCCUGAGCAGUGGGUCCAUGAAUAAACUGCCUCACUCCAGCAGGUGUCCUUCCAUACUUCCCAUUGUUCAAGAACUAAAAGAUGGCUGCUGCCCAGAAGCAUGUGCUGCGUGUGUAUGUUGAACGAGACACCGCCCUGAAACUUACUCUACUUGAGCGACCAAAGUCAGUGGAGGAGCUGAAAGAAAUAAUUCAAGAGAGGUUCAAGCCAAGACUGGAUGGGGACUUUAGCCUUCACUAUGAGGAUCCGGACUUUGAUGGUGAUCUUUGUCUCCUUGUGGACAUCCAGGAGUUACCAGAGAAGGGUACAUUAAGAGUUGUCAGACCUGAAAGCGACACCUUCUCUACUGCAUCUUCUGACACAGACAUACUCCCACAUGUACCUGCGAUACAGCGCCAGAAGAGUUGGCCUGAUGAAUUUGUUGUUCCUAGUUUUGGUUAUGAAAUGGAUCAUAUACUAGAAGAAGGAAAUCGAGUUUAUGAAGAAUCAGGAAAAUUGCUGAAGUUAAAGAGAUCACAGAAGAGUGAAAUCCUUAAAAAAAUGGCAGAAACAAUCUACAGUUUUAAAGCAUACGCACAUGACAAGGAAUUGGCAAUGACUGCUCAAGCUUUGAUUAGAGCUCAUCCAUGUCUCAGAAUGACAGCUGGUGAAGACGGGGCGUUGGGAUGGAAACGCCACAUGGGGUACAAGCUUGCAUCUUACCGUAACAAUCUGGCCAAAGCUGGGGUUGCAGAAGUAGCCAUCAACACAGGGAGGCGGAGCCGAAACAACCCCAACAAUGAUCACCCCCAUCAAAACAUAAAGAAAGCUCGAAAAGCUGAGGUCAACUACAUCACCAACCUACCGAAGGAUCAAACCCCAGCCUCUCUGGAAAAAAUGAGAGAACAGAUCAUGCAUGAAGUCGAAAAGACUGAGAGAAACUACUUAGUCAUAGGCAAGCUCAUGGACACAACCUAUGCCCUACGUCGCCAAGAAAUUGUUGGAGCUGUUGUAGCUCCACGAGUGAGAGACGUCGUGGACAGAUGGCCAGCCCUACUUAUGGAGUCACAGAUGGUUGCAGAGUUCCACCGAAUCAACAAUGUUAACCUGCGCACUCAAUUCUACAAGGAGCUGGACAGACACACGCCUAGACUCAUCACUUUGUUCCGAGACAAGGCCAUCAAGACUGGCAAGAUUGCAGAGGAGCUAGCAAAGCUCAUGAGAAUUUAUGACAUUCGGGAACAGCAUGAUGUAAAUACAAGACGGGCCCUCGUCCUUCGUGCACUUCCUGUGUACCUGCGUGAAGAUGCCUCCACGUUAUUCAGGACUUGUGAUUCAGCAGAUGGUCCAGACCUCACUGACACUCCUGUGGCUCUGCUGACAGUUGUCACGGAUGACACUACUGAUUCGGCCCUCUUCAGUCCCGAAAGCAUCUGCAUUGUCGUUGAGGAUGAAAUACUUGUGAAUGGUCCCACAAAUCUGGCUGACUCAUUUCUCCUGCUCUUUGGGUACAUCUAUGCACUAGACCUACAAUACCCAAAGAAACUUGAGCUUACAUUCACAUUUAUCCAGAAGGUUGUGAUGUGCCUUGAGGACAACAAACCACUGAAAGGGCGUCUACUGACGCUGAAGAAUGAUUUGUUCAAUGAGUGAAUCACUCAGAAUGGACUACUUGUUGAGCUGAGUAUUGAGGAAGCUUUUUUGUUUGUUUGUUUUUUUUCCUAAUCAUUUGGCUUUUCUACUUCAAAUUUAAAGUGAAUGACUGCUCAUUUUGUGGAAUAUUCAUGUUUAACGUUGUGUUGCCUAAUACCUUAAUGCACUACCUGACGUUUGUUCCCAGUUAUGUACAGUUGUAUAAACCAGUACAAAUCUGGAUUCCUCAUUUCUCCUGCUUUUUGGGUAGUUCUGUGCAGUAGACCUACAAUACGCAGACUCUCGAGCUUUUAUUCACAUGUAUCCAGAAGGUUGUGAUGUGCCUUGAAUACAACAAACCACUGUUAGGUCGCUUACUGAUGCAGAAGAAUUUGUUCAAGUGAAUCACUCGGAAUAGACAACUCGUUAAGCUAAGUAUUGAAGGUUUUUCUUGUUUUGUUUUGUUUUAUUUUUAACCAUUUUUUACCAUUUGCCUCUUCUACCUCACAUUUAAGAUGAAAGACUGUUCAGUUCAUGCACUAUUCAUGUUUAAUGUUCUGUUGCCCAAUACCUUAAUGCACUGCCUUGAUGUUUGUUCCCUAUAAGUACAGCAGUGGAAACCAGUACGGUUUUUUAUGUAUUUUUAAAAAAGAAAGUGAGCUGCAGCUGUCAAGGUACAGUAAGUGUUAAAUGCCUCAAUGUUCUAAUAGCUGCAAUUGCUGUUAAUACUGAAAAUGUUGAAUUUUAGACUUGAGAUGGAGACCCUUGGAGUCUUUUUCUCUUGUUUUAUUUAUGAAGCACUUUUUUAUGAGUGAGCUCUGUUGUUUGUGCCUUUUUAAAAGCACAUUGUGUUUAAUAAAAAGUUAAAUUGUUAGUGUUGUUACUUUCAUGUUUUCUAACACUUUUAGCUGAUUAUA